Molecule: messenger RNA, 1448 nt
Organism: Daldinia loculata
Lineage: Eukaryota; Fungi; Ascomycota; Sordariomycetes; Xylariales; Hypoxylaceae
Exons: 2
Coding region: 410-1273 (287 amino acids)
Source: RefSeq, a predicted model, not a curated record
GCGUAGGGCUGCGUUAUAAUCCAAGCAACUAACCUAGACAAACUCCGGAAGAUCGAGUCUACAUAAUAAGUUAGAACAAUCUUUACUACAGUCUACAUAUCACUUGCGUGCCUCGGUUUAAGCUCAUAUAAAAUCGACCCUUGAUGAUUUUAGCGUAAAAAGAACCCCUCUAAUAUUGAGAAGUGACGCCACUGCCGAUAGGAAAAUGGACAUCUCUCAAUCCUCGAUCGAAUCCUCUAUAUCUCUAACAUCUCACAAUCUAAAAACCGGCGACUGAGAAAUAUCCUGAGACGUGCACAAGCACAAUCUAAUAUAGCACUUCGCUCCGAAUUUGAAAAGGACUUACUACUCCUUUCGGCCAUCAGGGACCUAAAGCGGGAAACCGAGGGAUUCUUAAGACAUCAUCGCAAUGGCACCGCUGACUCCACACUGGGACCAGCCCUCGCAUCCUGACAUCCAAGAUGUGAUUAUCAACGCGCAUGAGUUUACAUCUAAAAGCCUGUCCAAAAUCUCCCUACCUCCUUUCGGUCUAUAUGCGAAACUGGACUUUCCCCCGUGCACCUUCGCCGAGUCCCCGACCUAUGCCACAGUCCAGUGCGGCCGGGACAAGCACCUGGACCUGAACAGCGACCUGCUGUAUAUCAACCACUCGUGCGAGCCGUCUCUCAUCUUCGACACGGCUAACUUGAACGUUAUCGCGGGGCCGAACGGCCUCAAGGCCGGGGAAGAACUGACCUUCUUCUACCCGUCUACAGAAUGGGACAUGGCCCAGCCCUUCGACUGCCUGUGCGGCAAGCCGACAUGCCGCGGGCGUAUCAGCGGCGCGAGGGACAUGGCCAAGGCACAGCUUGAGGGCGUCUGGCUGAACGGUCACAUCCUCCAGCUCCUCGAGGAGCGAGAUCUCCGUAAUGCGGGUACCGGCAAGGAAACUGAUCCUGAAAAUGGCACUAGUACUUUAGCCGGUCGUGAUCCCUCGACGGAAGUAGGACCCCCUGAGGAUCUCACUACUCAAGCGCUGAGAGAUGCCUUGAAGCAUGCUGAAAAGGUCGUUGAAGCCGCCAGGAGCGCUCUACAAUCGUACCUUGGUCCAAGGGCACUAUUGACUCACAACGGGGAAGCCCGUGGGAAGAGGGGCAACACGGAUGCCAGCGGACUAGCUGGCCUCGGUGGAGCUAAUGCCGCCUUAGUCUCCGGCCUAACGAGACGCGGCAUCACGUCACGGGAAUUGAGCGGCGAGAUGGGCGGAGAUACUAUUGCAAUCUCAAGCUCGUAAGAGACAAAUCAUGUCCUUAGUUGUUUAGUUCGGUUGCUUCUCUCUUUUCGAAUUCAACAUUCUCGUCUUUAAGUCAGCUCUCAACAGCCUGGCCUGUUUUGAAAGAUAGCACUCACCCAAUGCCCUAGUUAGAAUCAGGGCAAAACGCUCCCUAGAGAUAUGUAUUGGUUAUAAU